AUGUGGAAUGCGGUCUCUCUUCGUCUUGAUGCCCACAUUGCCUCACUCUCUACCCACCUCGAUCUGACUGGUUUCGAGGCGGCAGUGGCUGCCCAUCUUCCGAAUCUUUCUGGUUCUGGUUCUAGUUCAUCGAAUUCUGCUUCUGCAGCAACUAUCUCCGGUGGAGCGUGUGGUGUUGGUGGCCUCAUGCUGAAUCACCGGGCCUAUAAUUUAAUCAGGCCUCAUGCGGUCGCCCGUCGGUAUGCUGAGCUCGCAGCCAGUCUGCAUUCUAUUGGACAUGCCUAUCCUGGCAGUAAGUACCACUUCUUUGAAAGCAUAUGA
Protopolystoma xenopodis is the source of this 321-nucleotide messenger RNA. The record is from the annotation of a GenBank genome assembly. Lineage: Eukaryota; Metazoa; Platyhelminthes; Monogenea; Polystomatidea; Polystomatidae.